UCAUCAGAUCAAGUUUCAUGUUGCAUCCAUUCUCCAAAAUUCAACUUUCCUUCGCAUCUAUUCACUCACAUUGAAAUAAAAUAAUGGAAACUGGACCGUGUCAGCCGGCAUCUUAUUUUGGCACGAUUUUUGGGGAAAAACAGCGAAUCAAUGUGCGCAGUAGGGGUUGAGAGUCGAGGACCGCCGCACCGAGACCCCGAGUAAAAAUAAGCAAGGCAGAGUUGAUUUGGACGUCAGAGAGCCCGGUUAGUCUGUCAAAAUGGCGCUGCCGAGAGCGCUGUGCCGCGUUAGAUGCCUAUUUAUCAACGAUAUUUCCGUGUUUCCAAAAUAUACAGUGCUUAUUAAUAGUGGUCCCGUUAAUAAAUACGUGCGGUUACAGCUAACACGGGACUUUAGGACUAAUAUUUCUAGUGUAGUGCGUAAUAUGAAGGAACAUAGUAAGGAUCAAGACAUGGAUACCGGUUCAUCGUCCACUUCAGAUACUGACAGUACAGACAGUGAUUCAGAUGAGGAGGACGUGCCUUGAGCGGGAUUGGACGCGAUGGGGUGAUGUCUGCUAGGCCAUGGCCAACUUUGAAACGUGUAACGCGCGGCGAAUGGUAUCGAUUGCUGGUGACCCCGCGGUUGCGGUAAAAGAAAACAGCCUGUAUGUGAUGGUGUAUAAAUAUUUUUCGAAAAUUGUUUUUCGGUAUGAAUAAAAUUUUGAGAAUAAAGAUGUACAUGUAAUUGAAAAAAA
Acanthoscelides obtectus is the source of this 736-nucleotide messenger RNA. NCBI's taxonomy places the organism in Eukaryota, Metazoa, Arthropoda, Insecta, Coleoptera, Chrysomelidae. The record is from the annotation of a GenBank genome assembly.